This is a messenger RNA of Zerene cesonia (dogface butterfly), 978 nucleotides long. Its product is annotated as forkhead box protein F1-like. The transcript is spliced from 2 exons. Gene Ontology annotation, cellular component: nucleus. The record is from RefSeq and is a predicted model, not a curated record. Gene Ontology annotation, biological process: regulation of transcription by RNA polymerase II; animal organ morphogenesis. The coding region runs from base 1 to 978 and encodes 325 amino acids. Gene Ontology annotation, molecular function: DNA-binding transcription factor activity, RNA polymerase II-specific; RNA polymerase II cis-regulatory region sequence-specific DNA binding. Lineage: Eukaryota; Metazoa; Arthropoda; Insecta; Lepidoptera; Pieridae.
AUGAAGACCGAGGAGCAAACCACCGAAGAGGCGGCGCGCCGGGCGCCUGCCACGCGACGACAGGAAAAACCACCUUUUUCCUACAUUGCCCUCAUCGUCAUGGCUAUCCGACACUCUCCCAAUAAAAAACUCACUCUUAGCGAAAUAUACGCAUUUCUCCAACAACAGUUCCCGUUUUUCCGAAGCUCUUAUCAAGGUUGGAAGAAUUCUGUACGGCACAACCUGAGCUUGAAUGAGUGCUUCGUUAAGUUGCCCAAGGGAUUGGGAAGACCCGGCAAGGGUCAUUAUUGGACGAUCGAUCCGUCAUCAGAGUUUAUGUUCGAAGAGGGCUCGUUCAGGCGCCGGCCGAGAGGCUUCCGCCGUAAAUGUCAAGCGUUGAAGCCACAGUUUGGUGGUGGUGGAUAUUUGUGUGGGGGUGGAGUGGCCGCGUUGCCUCCGUCGCAACCGUCUGGGUAUGAUCUUGGCGGCGGAAGUAGCUCUAGUGCGAGUGGGACUUCAGCCAUAGACUACGGAGCGUGUGCAUAUUCUCAUGCGGGGACGAGCCAGCAGCUUUCUUACGGUGGAGAGUACUGCACGUACGGCGGCAUGGGAGAGCGGGAGUGGCCGCUCGCAUACAGCGCCGUGGAUCCAGGCUACAGACCGCCGGCGUCGUCGCCGCCAUCUCGACAUGACCUCACCGACCUGAUACCCAACUACCAGUACGUCACCAAUGAACAUGUCGUCGUAGUCGUCGUCGUCGUUUCAGCCGUGGGACGUCCACUGCUGGACAAAGGCCUCCCUCAAAGAUUUCCACCACGACCGGUCACUGGCGGCCUGCAUCCAGCGGCUCCCCGCCACUCGGACCAGGUCGUCUGUCCAUCUCGUGGGAGGUCGUCCCACGCUUCGUCGGCCCGUACGUGGUCUCCAUUCCAGAACCUUUUUGCCCCAACGGCCAUCGGGUCUACUGGCUAUGUGCCCCGCCCACGAUCUAGUGACUAG